AUGACUCAUGAACAUUGUGAUAAAUGUUUUCUAAUAAAUUGUCUUCAUUCAUCUUCUUGUCCAGUAAUAUCUUGUCCACAUGGAUGUUUUGCUCGUAUGCAUGAAUGUAAACGUAAUGAUCAUGAAUAUAUUUGUCCAAAUAUUUUUACAUCUUGUUUAAAUGCUAAUUAUGGAUGUCCAAUGACAAUUCGACGUUGUAAUCUUACUAAACAUUUACGUGUAUGUCCUGCUUCUAUUACUGUUUGUACAUUUAUAUAUAAUCAUGAUUAUCAUUUUGAUAAACUUGACAAUACAAUAAAUGAUAAUCUUAUUCAAACAAUUGCUCUUCGUGAUAAUAUAUGGUAUGAACAUAUAACAGAAUUUGAAAAAAAACAAAAAGAAUUAUAUCCGGAAAUAUAUAAAACGACAAAAAACAAUAAACAAGGAGAAAAUUUAAUUCGAAGUGAAAUAUAUCGUUAUAUAACAAUGCCUGAAUGUAUGUUAAAUAGAGGAGAUGGUGCUAUAUGUAGUACAUGUCGGAAUCAUCUUAGGCAUUUAGAAGACGAAGAAGAAGAGCGUCUUUCAGGAUUGACUCCAGAAGAACAAGAACAAAUGGCUGAAUUUAACUUAAAUUAUAAUACUUCAUCUGAACAAAGAACAACUCCAUCCUUAGUAAAAAUGUCUUCAACUUUAAUUAAUUCAUCUGAUAUCUCUCAACCACCUCCUGCUUCUCCUCCAGUACAUUCAACUAGUGAAUCUUCUUCAGACUACUAUUCUCCUAUGCCGCUUAUAUCAGAUACUGAAUUACCUACUUCACAUAUUUAUCGAUUAAAUUAUUUUUCUUCAAAUCAAUAUCCAAAAACUAUUUUAACAUUUAAUAAAUCACCUCGUUUUUAUUGUCAUGCACUAUGUCGUCGAGAUGAAAUGGAACAACAUUGGCUUACACAUUUUCGUUUUGAUUGUAUACUUAAUACAUCAUUAAUACAACAAUGUCCGAAAUCUCAAUAUGGAUGUACAUUUCAAUAUGAACGUCUUGAACCUUGUCGAAUUGAUGGAGAAUCAAUUCGUAUGCGUUUUGAUCAAACAAAUGAUGCUGUUGCUUUUGAAUGGCAUCCAACAAUAACUAUAGAUCCAAAUAAAAUAUUUAGUUUACUUGAUUUACCAUCAGAAAUUCUUGAAAAAAUUCUUUUAGAAUUGGAUAGUUUAUCAUUAAGAAAUAUUUCACUUGUUUCUCGUCGUCUACGAGCUUUAUGUGAAGAUUUAUUACCUUCUCGAGGUAUUGUAAUUACUGAAUAUGAACGUCAUCCACUUAUACAUGGUGAUAUAACUUGGAUUGAACGAAAAAAACAUUGGUUAUUUACAAAUACUUCAUCUGCUGUUCCGAAAUGGCAAUUAAAAAUACCAAAUAAAUUAACAUCAAUGAAUCAACAUAUGAUAACUUGUCCGUAUGGUGAAAAGAAAGAUCUAGAGAAUGAACCACGAUUUGAAUUAAUUGGAUGGGCUAAUCGAAAUGUGACUGAUAAUUCUACUGAAUAA
Molecule: messenger RNA, 1515 nt
Organism: Adineta steineri
Lineage: Eukaryota; Metazoa; Rotifera; Eurotatoria; Adinetida; Adinetidae
Source: the annotation of a GenBank genome assembly